CGGUGUUAGACCGGUUACUAGCACGGCUCUUCUUAGUGUUUAAUGCCCCUCAAACGAUCGAAGGAUGUGGUCUUUCUUUGCGAGGGAUCCCGUUAAAGAUUUCAACUAUGAAAUCGUACCAGACAGUCCAGAUAAAACAGGUAUAUGGACGCUUCAUCGUGGGAAACGCAAGACGACUGGGGAGCCAGUGUCUGUUUUUUUGUAUGAAGUGGCCCAGGGUACAGAGGAGCAGACGCAGCUGGCCAAAGCAGCAUUCAAGCGCAUGAAGACACUGCGGCAUCCCAACAUUCUGGCUUAUGUCGAUGGACUUGAGACAGAGAAAAGCUUGUACUUGGUCACCGAGCCGGUGACUCCACUUGCAGCACAUUUGAAAACUCAGGCAGAGAAGGGUGGCUCAGGAGAGCUGGAGAUUUCUUGGGGCCUUCAUCAGAUAGUGAAAGCACUGAGCUUCUUGGUGAACGACUGCCAUCUCUUGCACAACAACCUUGGCAUUUGGGCUGUGUUUGUGGACCGAGCUGGCGAAUGGAAGCUAGGAGGGUUGGAUCAUGUAACCUCAGAACAAGGAGAACCUUCCUCGUUGCCCCCUGCCAAAAUAGUGAACCCAGACCUGGAGAAGUAUGACCCACCAGAAGGCUCCAGAGGCGGAGGAGAUAAAUGGUCAGGAGAUGUGUGGAGACUGGGUUGUCUCAUUUGGGAGGUUUUUAAUGGACCUCUGCCUCGUGCCUCAUCGCUGCGAUCUCUUGGAAAGGUUCCAAAGCAGUUAGUGCCGCAUUACUGUGAGCUGGUAGGAGCGAAUCCAAAGGCUCGGCCCAACCCGGCCCGCUUCCUGCAGAACUGUCGCACUCCUGGGGGCUUUCUGAGCAACAUUUUCGUGGAGAGUAACCUGUUUCUGGAGCAGAUUCAGAUUAAAGAACCAUCAGAGAAACAACAGUUUUUCCAGGACUUGAGUGACAAUCUUGAUUCUUUCCCUGAAGAUUUCUGCAAGCAUAAAGUCCUGCCUCAGCUCCUCACAGCCUUUGAGUUUGGAAAUGCUGGUGCCGUUGUCUUAACACCACUUUUUAAGGUGGGAAAGUAUUUAUCUGCAGAAGAAUACCAGCAGAAGAUCAUCCCCGUCAUAGUGAAGAUGUUUUCCUCUACUGAUCGGGCAAUGAGGAUUCGACUUCUGCAGCAGAUGGAGCAGUUUAUUCAGUAUUUAAAUGAAGCAGCAGUCAAUUCCCAAAUCUUUCCUCACGUAGUUCAUGGAUUCACUGACACAAAUCCAGCCAUUAGAGAACAGACAGUUAAGUCUAUGCUUUUGUUAGCUCCCAAGCUGAACGAGGCCAACUUGAACCAAGAGCUUUUGCGCCACUUCGCAAGACUGCAGGCAAAAGAUGAUCAGGGUCCCAUCCGCUGCAACACGACCGUUUGUUUGGGCAAGAUCGCCCCCUAUCUCAAUGCUGGGAUGCGUCAGCGGGUGUUAACCUCAGCAUUCUCCCGUGCCACUAAAGAUCCAUUCCCUGCAUCACGUGCAGCAGGAGUACUUGGCUUUGCUGCCACUCAUCACUAUUACAGUGUGAGUGAAUGUGCCAUGCGUGUCCUGCCCACCCUCUGCCCGCUCACUGUGGACCCUGACAAGAAUGUUCGAGACCAGGCAUUUAAAGCCAUUAAGAGUUUCCUGAAUAAGCUGGAGACUGUUUCUGAAGACCCGUCAAAGCUGGCUGAAAUAGAGAAGGAUGUGACUGCAUCUGCACAAGCAGGUAGUUCGGCAGCAACAUGGGCCGGCUGGGCGGUAACAGGAGUCUCAUCUCUCACGUCCAAACUCAUCCGGAAUGCUCCUCCGGGCACUGAGGGGGCAACAGCUGAAAACGCCCCUGCUGCUCAACCUGCAGCUGCUACCAGUGCCACAAAUACAGCAGGUUCAGAGACAAAAGCACACGCAACCAGUGCUCCCUCCUCCUCUACUGUUACUGACCAAACAGAGCACACACAUCAUACAGAACAGACAGAAGAGCCAGUUGCAGAUCGGUGGGACGAUGAAGAUUGGGGAAGCCUUGAGGACCCUGAGAAAGUGCAGACAGACCCAGAUGACUGGAACUCUGAUUGGUCCACUAUGUCUUCAUCACAGAAGAAGAGCAGUGCGGGGCGGACUUCCUCUGUGGCCAUGAAAAAGCAGAGCUCUGAUUGGAGCAGCUCUGGCUGGGACGCUGAUGAUAGCUGGUCCAACGAGAAGGAUACAGACGGUCAGGGUCAGAGUUCACCAGCAGAUGAGGGAUGGGGCAAUGACUGGGAAGACGAUGGGGCACUAGCAGAGAGCUUUACCCCGACCCCACGGACCAGUGCUGCAGCCUUUCUCCCUAAAAGUGCUAGUCCUAGCCCUGGGCAGGAAAGUCCACGACUGGCUAGUGAAUAUAACUGGGAUAGUUCAGGUGCAAAAGGGACAACAUCUGACCUGUUCUCUGGCAUGUCCCAGAGGGCCAGCACUGCUAUGAAGACUGAUGAGGGUUGGGGAACAAAUGCUGGAAAUGACUGGGGAGCAGAGAACUGGGAGUCCUUGGAUGGUGAUCAAGGUCUCAGUAAAGCCGAAUUAGCCAAGAAGAAGCGUGAGGAAAGAAGAAAAGAGUUGGAGGCAAAACGAGCAGAAAGAAAGGCUGCUAAAGGUCCCCUUAAACUGGGUGCACGCAAACUGGACUGAAGGGGAAAGAGAGAGGGAGAGAGGGCGCUAUCCUGAACCAGAGUUAUGUCCGAGGAUCAGGGUGGACCAGCAGCUGAACAGAGACGAAAGGGAAAUUGGUCAAUGCUUGUUCUUAAGGCAACAUUCCAUGAAGCAUGUGAAAUGCAAGUUAGAGGAAUCAGAGCUGUUUCUUCAUUGGCUGUUGGUUGGGGUGGGGUGAAGGAGUGACAUCGUACUGUUUACUCGCUAAAAGAUAUUUCUGAGUAAAGGAUCAUCCACUCUAAAUCAAUGACUUUAAUCUUAUCGCCUGAUAUUAGAAUAGAGGAAUGGUUCUUUUUAUACGGUAUCAGUACAUCACUUGUGCAUGGACACCUUUUGUUGGUAAAUGGCACUGGGAGUUAAUCACAUUUUUUUAUAUUAAAAAAAAAUAUAUAUAUAUAUGUUCUUCAACUUAGAUAAUUUAGUAUGUGUGUAUGUUGAAUAUACACUUCAUACUGUUUUCUCAUGCCCCUUAAUGAACAGCAAUGAUCUUUGAACAAGACUGGAAGGCUGCUUUUGUGUGUGUAGCAAUCACAACCCUGUCCUGCUCCCAGGUGGACUUGCAUAAUUCCAGUGCAUGUGUGGACAAUAAUAAAUGUUACAAUACAAAAUACCCAUGACAGCUGCUGUGACAGGGUCUAUGAUGACGUGAGGAGGCUAUUCACUGUUUUUAUUGUGCCUUUUUUCAUUUCCUUUCAGGCUGGGCCAGGAUGUCUUAAGAUAUUGAACGAUGUUUCCUUCCCCCACCCCCCCAGUGUUUUAUGAAAUGACUUCAGUCUGAAUGUUAGUUUUAUGAUCGGGUGCAAUAUGUGCAGAAGGACAAAUCCUGUAUUGUAGACACAUAUUACAACCUUAAGAAACAAUAUUAAUAAAAUCCUAUGGGAGCCUGUCUCUUCACAUGAA
Messenger RNA from Clarias gariepinus (North African catfish), 3592 nucleotides. It is a transcript of the gene scyl1, whose product is annotated as SCY1-like, kinase-like 1. The coding region runs from base 65 to 2671 and encodes 868 amino acids. Gene Ontology annotation, molecular function: ATP binding; protein kinase activity. Gene Ontology annotation, biological process: protein phosphorylation. Lineage: Eukaryota; Metazoa; Chordata; Actinopteri; Siluriformes; Clariidae. The record is from RefSeq and is a predicted model, not a curated record. The transcript is spliced from 18 exons.